Messenger RNA from Vollenhovia emeryi, 3233 nucleotides. It is a transcript of the gene AstA-R1, whose product is annotated as allatostatin-A receptor-like. Gene Ontology annotation, molecular function: G protein-coupled receptor activity. Gene Ontology annotation, cellular component: membrane. The transcript has 5 exons. Gene Ontology annotation, biological process: G protein-coupled receptor signaling pathway. Bases 1534 to 2616 code for a protein of 360 amino acids. The record is from RefSeq and is a predicted model, not a curated record. Lineage: Eukaryota; Metazoa; Arthropoda; Insecta; Hymenoptera; Formicidae.
CCUCAGUACAAAACCACCCCCGGAGCUAGCAGUGGUUUAUCGCUAGCUACUGGGCGAUGGUACGCGGACACUUGCCGCGACUCGGCCAAUACGCUACCAACGAUUUCAUCGACAAACACCGCCGAAAGUGUAAUUUUCAAUGGUGAGGCUAUUUCUUCGACUGAAGAGGUUUGCCGAAGUGCCGAAGCUGCGAAUUGGCGAGCCGAGUUUUCGAUUUUGUUUUGCCGCGUUUUCGCCGCGUCGUUUCGGCGGUCGACGAUAGGAAACGAGCACGUGCUCUCGAGAAAGUUGCGUGUUAUUGUUAAAAAUGACAAAAUCGCUUCAGAAAACGGCUUGUUCGAUCGGAGAGAGUGUGCGAGAUGUAAGUGCGGGCUUCGGUUCUUCAGUCCAACUUCUCACUUGGCGGUAAGCGGCGAACAUAUGAAAGCGUCACGUUACCCGCAAUUUAAAGACUCGAUUGUCGUAAUUUCCUGUUACUUUAAUACUCGGAAAUAUUCAGUGCGGUGCAAUGGUGAUUUAUAGAAUCUGGGGCGUUUGAUGUAAAAUCGUGACGCUCCUUGAAUGUGCGCCAGCAUAUGGAAUUGAAAGCGCAACACAAUUAGAGACUAUUUUAAAUCGACUUGCAAUAUCGAUUGCGAAACGUUUAUUUUUAAUGAAAUAAACGACGAUCUAUUUCAAGGCAAAGUAUGCGAUCAUUUUAUUCGAGCGUACGAUUUAUUAAAAGAAGCCGACCACUGCACUUGCAGAAACGAAGUGAGCAACGUGAUUCGCGGGAACCUGAGUUUCGCCAAGUUUCUGUCGUAAACAAGUGUUAAAAGGUUUACAAUCUAAGUUAUAUAUUUAGAAAUCGGUUAUUGCACCCCGUUGAUUCGCUGUUCGAUCAAAAAUCUUAGUGCGGUGUUUUCCAAUUUAGUUUGGCGCUCGUUAAAAAGUCAGCGAGCAUCGGGCUGCUUACGUUCUCAUGCGCAACCAAAUGGAUAAAUGAAGUUAUUAUCAUGGUUAUUAUCGCGGAUCCGAUAUUCCACUUAAAUUUUCAAUAAUUUGAGCGGAAAACCGAGUUAAGAAGUAAAUUAUAAUAUGUUAAUAACUAAAAUACGUUAACAUUCUCUCGUGCAACGAGUGCAGCCGAGACUUGUGAUUCCGGGAUCUCGCGAUUCUCGUGACUCUUCAAAAUUCGAAGGAAAAUUCCAAUCGAAGGGCAAUGCCGUGAAAGAAAUGAGCUAUGUAUCGGCGGAUCGCGAAUCGCGAGCGCUCGAUGCUGUUCGGUAACGAAAAUGAGCUUCGCGGGGAAAAGAGGAUAUUCUCGGCAUCCUCGGCGCAGACAGAGGCCGCGGGAUCCCUGUGACGAGAUUAGGAUUCUACUAAGGCGAUCCACGUCGACUUUAUUAUCGCUGUAAUAUUACGCAGAGUUCCUAUUUCAUCCUCAACUCGGUUAAGCCGGCCUAACGAGUUUACCGUAACGCGGUUACGAAGAGAUCGCGCGCGUCGAUUCGAUCGCAGGUCGCAGGUCGAUCACGGUGGGCGGAUUCGAAUAUGAAGCCGGAAGUCGCGAACGCGAGCGACGCGCUUCUCAACUGCAGCACGCAAUUUACCCUCGCGGGCGAUGUCGAGGCCUGCAGCCGUUACCACGGAUUCGACUACGAACUGGUGCACAGCAUCGUGGUGGUGGUGGUGCCAUUGUUCUUCGGUAUAAUCGGCAUUCUCGGCUUCGCCGGGAAUUCGCUGGUGGUCGUGGUGGUGGCGGCGAAUCCUGGAAUGAGGUCGACCACGAACAUCCUCAUCAUCAACCUCGCCGUGGCUGAUCUGCUGUUCGUUAUAUUUUGUGUACCGUUCACGGCCACCGACUUCGUGCUGCCGUACUGGCCGUUCGGCAACGUCUGGUGCAAGAUCGUACAGUAUCUGAUCAUUGUCACCGCUUACGCGAGCGUUUACACCCUGGUCCUCAUGAGUCUCGACAGGUAUCUAGCGGUGGUCCACCCGAUCGCAUCGAUGUCAUGGAGGACGGAGAAUCACGCGAUACAGGCGAUCUGCGUCGCGUGGGUGGUGAUCCUGGCGUUGUCCGCGCCCGCGUUCGUGAUCCACGGCGAGGUUCGCUACGUGUUUCAGGAGGCAGACAACGGCCCGUCGGAAAAUCAGACCGCCUGCCGGAUCCUCGAGCAGUACGACUGGACCUCCUUCCAGGUGUCCUUCUUCCUCACGAGCUACGUGUUGCCCCUGGUGCUGAUAUGCAUUUUUUACAUGGCCAUGCUGAUCAAGCUGUGGCGCGGCGCGCGCGUCAGCGCCGAGAGCCGGCGCGGGAGGAGAAGGGUCACCAGGCUCGUCUUCGUCGUCGUCGGCGUCUUCGCCGCCUGCUGGUGCCCUAUACAGGUGAUACUGGUGACCAAGUCCCUGCAGGUGUACCCCCUCACCACGGCGACGGUAAUGGUGCAGAUAGUCAGUCAUAUCCUCGCCUACACCAACAGCUGCAUCAACCCUUUCCUCUACGCCUUCCUGAGCGAUAACUUCCGCAAAGCCUUCCGAAAGAUCAUUUAUUGCAGGCCGCGAACGGAGACGAACAAUCGGCUGGGACCUGCGACGCGGACUACUAGAGCUGCCAGCACUGGCGACAUUCUUUAGACGGUAAAUUCACCGACGACGGUGAUUGGCACCAAGCUGAUUGGCACGUCCUUGCUCGCCACUGUUCGAAAACGACGAAUACUUUACGGUCCUAUAGAAUGUUUCGAUGUUUGAUGUCAUCUAGCAAAUACACUCAAGCGCAUGUCCCUCGAUCCUUUUAACUUCCGCCGGGCGCGUAAGCAUUCAACUUUUAUAUUCCCUCUAUUUUUCUUUAUCGAGAAACGAGAUGAACAAACAGCGGUUAUUCAGGAGUAAUUGAUCAGAAAGCGCUAUUGAUCAGUAACCGAUAAUCCCCGAUAACGCGACGAGGUGCAGCCCGUUGCAGGCGCACCAGGAAAGGGAUCCCGCUCGCAUCCGGUCAUUAUAAAUCCGUUGACUCGCCUCCAACCGAUAGAUUUCGCAGUUCCGAUUCGAGCUUGCGGAUUACGUUACACAAACCCGUGCCGAUACAUGAGUGCGAUGUUAUAAUAUCUCUGAAUGUAAAACGCGGACGCUCAUUUCCCGACGCUCGUCCAUUCAAGGUUGUUAAUUCGAAAAGGGCCUCGUCACAGAGGGCUCGUCGCGAAAUUAUAUCCACGAAUACUGUAAAACGUAUCAAUAAAGACAUUGAGACCCAC